AUGGCUGAGGCCGCCGUGCCAUCCGUCGACAGGGGACUGCGUGAGCUCUUGUGUGAGCGUCACCUCACUGGCUGGGCGACGCCCUACCCCGUCAGGAGGCGGGCCAAUCAGACGGAGGCCGUGGCUGUGCAAGAGGCAAUGGACAGGUCAGCAACACGAGACAGAGAAACCAUUCCAUGCGAGUGUCUUCCUUUGGUCAUCUGAUCUGUCAACCAAACCAGGUUUGACGAGGGUUUCCGUGAGUCUGUCGAGUCCACGGUGUCUGCCAUCAGCAGGGCCAUCGCGUUGCAAAAGGAAACCACGGCACAGGACCAGGUAGGUGACAGAUACACCAAACCACGCACGCACACUUGGGGCACUGAUACACACUGAUAUACACAUACUGAUACACAUACACACAGUUACUGCACGAGAAGGCUAAGGAGAUCAUCAGGAACGGAGCGGCAGCGGCGGAGGGCCAGAAGAGACGUCCGAUGAUGCGUUCAAAGACGUAAGCAGCUACACAGACACAGGAGACACACCAAGGCAACGUCGUUGCUGAUUGGGUUGUGUUGUGUUGUGUGCCCAGCUGUUGAUGGGCGAGUCGGCUGAGGGGGGCGGUGCGGGGCUGAAGGACACGAGAAGACAACUCGACCAAAUGGUAAGAGGCGAGGCAUGCACUCUCACCUGUAUGUCAAAUCAGUCAUCUAUUCCCCUGUGUCUGUCUCUUGGCUGCGUGUCUGUCGGCAGGGGAACAGCAUCCCUCCUCCCUAUCCCUUCCUGUCAUCAUCACAAGCCGAAUCUCUUGUCCCCCACAGCAUCGAUCAAGCCGCGGCCCAGCCGCCACCACGCACGCAGCAGAAGAGGCGCCCGUCUCUGGAUGAGGCUCGUGGCUGGGCUGAGGUGACACACUGA
This is a messenger RNA of Vitrella brassicaformis, 894 nucleotides long. The record is from the annotation of a GenBank genome assembly. Lineage: Eukaryota; Vitrellaceae.